AUGAGAUUCAACUGUUGUUUCAAAGGCGAAAAUCAAGCACUGCAAGAACACUACGAAUUCUCAUUUGAAAAUAACGAGGGACUCAGUUAUGUUUAUCCAAAUAAUGUCCAAAUCCCUGGCAAUUGUAUUCUUCAAGCAAACGUGAAUGUUUUACUUGAUGAUGAUUUUGUGCCACAUGAAUCUCCGGUUUUGGAUUGGAACAUGAGGAUGAGAAUCGCAGUUGGUGUAACAGAAGUUUGGUUUAUCUACACGAGGGGCCAAAAAGUGAUUCACCCUGAUGUCAUGAUUGAAAACGUCUUACUUGAUGGUGCUUUUGUGCCAAAGUUGACUUAUUUUGGAUUGGCUACUAAGACCGUUAUAGACAAUCACGAGGCUGAGAUGCAGAGCGUGAUCAAUCCGAUCAAGGGAACUCUAGGAUGCAUCGCACCGGAAAUAGAUGAUUUUGAUUUGGUUUCGACCGAUUCCGAUACCUAUAGCUUCUGUUGA
This is a messenger RNA of Arabis nemorensis, 486 nucleotides long. The record is from the annotation of a GenBank genome assembly. Lineage: Eukaryota; Viridiplantae; Streptophyta; Magnoliopsida; Brassicales; Brassicaceae.